ACUACUUUGAGGUUUUCAGCUGGAGCCACCCACCUCUGCACUUCUCUACCCACUACCAGUAACCAGUAGUCGGCCACGCCAUUCAACCAUUUUCAAGCCUACUCCACCAAAGUGCAAGAAAGGGGGAGGCCCCAUCACCAAAAGCCACUCCUCUCCUCUCAUUGCAGACUGCAGAGCCAAGAACACAUCCAUCUUCUCCUUCUCCCAUUGCUCCAGAUCCCAUCAGAUCCUCACCGAGAUCAUCAGAUCAGAGCAAGAGGAGGUAGCUCGAUGCGCGGGGCGGCGGCGGCGGGGAGGAGAUGAUGAAGCCGCAGCACGGCGGCAUGGCGGGGCAUGGAGGAGGAAGGACGAGGAGCCCCUUCCUGACGUCGUACGCGCUCACGCUCGCCUUCAUCACCUUCGUCUCCGUCCUCUACUUCAAGGACUUCUCCUCCACGCUCCACCAACCCUUCCUCACCCGCCCUCCUCCCCACCGCCGCCAGAUCGCCCGCCCCCGCGCCCCGAGCCACCACCAUGGCGGCGGCAGCAGCUCCGGUGGCGGCGAUGUGGUGCCGCCGUUCGCGGUGGGGGCGGCGGCGGCGGCGGGGUGCGACGUCGGGGUGGGGGAGUGGGUGUACGACGAGGCGGCGCGGCCGUGGUACGAGGAGGAGGAGUGCCCCUACAUCCAGCCGCAGCUGACGUGCCAGGCGCACGGCCGCCCCGACACGGCGUACCAGCACUGGCGGUGGCAGCCGCGCGGCUGCUCGCUCCCCAGCUUUAAUGCAACUCUUAUGUUGGAGAUGCUGCGGGGGAAGCGCAUGAUGUUUGUUGGAGAUUCUCUGAACCGUGGACAGUAUGUGUCAUUGGUGUGCCUCCUACACCGGUCCAUCCCUGAGAGCUCAAAGUCCAUGGAAACUUUUGACUCGCUUACGGUUUUCAGAGCAAAGAACUAUAAUGCCACCAUUGAGUUCUACUGGGCUCCCUUUCUAGCUGAAUCAAAUUCUGAUGAUGCUGUUGUUCACCGUAUUGCGGAUAGAAUUGUAAGGGGGACAGCCCUUGAAAAGCAUGCCAGGUUUUGGAAGGGAGCUGACAUCUUGGUAUUCAACAGCUACCUUUGGUGGAUGACUGGACAAAAGAUGAAAAUUCUGCAAGGUUCUUUUGAAGAUAAGAGUAAGGAUAUUGUAGAAAUGGAAACAGAGGAAGCCUAUGGGAUGGUACUGAAUGCGGUCGUGAGGUGGGUGGAGAACAACAUGAACCCCAGAAAUUCAAGGGUCUUUUUCGUCACAAUGUCACCCACUCAUACCAGGAGCAAAGAUUGGGGUGAUGAUUCGGAUGGAAAUUGCUACAACCAAACUACUCCGAUCAGAGAUUUGUCAUACUGGGGUCCAGGAACUAGCAAGGGCUUGAUGCGCGUCAUUGGAGAAGUGUUCAGCACAUCUAAGGUCCCUGUGGGGAUCGUCAACAUCACCCAGCUUUCCGAGUACCGCAAAGAUGCUCACACUCAGAUAUACAAGAAGCAGUGGAACCCGCUAACCCCGGAGCAGAUCGCGAACCCGAAGAGCUACGCGGAUUGCACGCAUUGGUGCCUCCCAGGUCUCCAGGACACAUGGAAUGAGCUGCUCUACUCCAAGCUGUUCUUUCCUUGAGCAAAAGAACAGUUUCUGAUAUUUGAGUUUGGAGCACUGAUCCCUAUGUCUGAACUCUGAAGAGAAUUUUGCUGAAUGCCACGUCCAAGUUGUGAGUAUAUCAGAUCACCUGGGGAGUUUCUGACCUUCUGGAGGAGAGUCAGUCAGUCUAACAUCAUAUAGGUCCAAACAUUCUGAAGAUUACGAUUGAAUCAUAAAUAUACAAGGAGCACUAGAUGGAAAUAUCAUGGAAAAUGCUGAGCUCGUUGAAAAGCCACAUGCUCAUACUGUACUAAUCACAUGGCUGUUGAUUUUGUUGGACAUGAAUAUCGAGGCGACAAUAUUCUUGCAGUCGCAUGGAGAAUAUUAUGUGGCCUUUCCGAGUUAAUGGAAGCUAAUCACAUGCUGUUGAUUUUGCUGCACAUUCUUUUUUGAGUAAAAUGCACCGGCAGUCCUUAAACU
This is a messenger RNA of Oryza sativa Japonica Group (Japanese rice), 2066 nucleotides long. The record is from RefSeq and is a predicted model, not a curated record. NCBI's taxonomy places the organism in Eukaryota, Viridiplantae, Streptophyta, Magnoliopsida, Poales, Poaceae.